Monodelphis domestica (gray short-tailed opossum) is the source of this 8597-nucleotide messenger RNA. The record is from RefSeq and is a predicted model, not a curated record. Lineage: Eukaryota; Metazoa; Chordata; Mammalia; Didelphimorphia; Didelphidae.
CUCCCGGUCCGGCCAGGGUCUCCUAUGCUCCGCAGACCCCGUGGGCCUCCCAUCCAUAACCACGCUCCUCCCUCCGCCGCUCCCACAGGCGAAUACUUUCCAGGCAGUGCUGGCUUCGGGGGCCAACGCCUCUUACGUUCUUCUGCUUUAUGGCGACAUCCAGUGGACGACAGGCAUGGCCAGCGGAGGGGCCCCCAGCAGUGGCCUGGGAGGCACCCCAGCACAGGUGGAGGCCAAGGGAUGGAGUAGGGGGGCCUGGGUCCUCCGAAAGGCAUUCGCCCCCCAACCAAAGGCUUCCAGAGGGGUGAUGGCCUUUAGGGGGGAAGCAUGCAGUCCCCACUCAUUCCCUCCCCGGGCUCUCUUCCCCCAGGCUGGUAUCAACAGUGGCACCGCCCAGGACUAUUUCAACAUCCCGGGUUCUAGGACUCCUGCCAUCAUCCGUGUAGCCUCCACCAGCAACAUGGGGAUGCCAGGGCUGUGGGCUUUCCGAACAGACGAGUUCUCGGUCCCUGGUGGCUGCAUCUACAAGGCCCAAUUCCUGCCCAUGGGUGCCACCUUCUGGAACAGCAGUAGCUGCGGACACCGGUGCCAAUGCCUGACUGACCAGAGAGUUCAGUGUUGGCCCGAACCGUGCCUGGCGGAGCAGCGGUGCCGCACCUCCUACCCCUUUGCCUACUGCCAAGCCCAGCGGGGCCCCUCUUGCCAGCUGGGGCCUGAUGGGCACCUACGGACGUUCUCUGGCCGUCUGCUCCGCCUCCGCUCCUGUGCGUACAUCCUGGCUCAGGCCCCUGGCAACAGGACUGGCUUCCAAGUCAAGGUGGAGAGUCGGGGGACAGGCCAGGCGCCGGGGUUCCAGCUGAGGCUCCUGGCUCACGGCCAGGAGGUCGUGGUACCGAAUGGCACCGUGGGUCACGUGCUGGUAAAUGGCCUCCGGCUCCCGAUGCCCGUUCAGCUUCUGCAGGGGAGCCUCAGGGCCCACGCCGGGGCUUCUGUGGCCUACCUCACCACCGACUUUGGCCUGGAGCUGUGGAUGCAGGAGGAGCACGUGGAGCUGGCUGUGCCGGCCAGCCUGGGGAGCGCCACCCGGGGCCUCUGCGGGGCCGAAGCCCUGACCCCCUCGGGGGCCCUGCAGCGGGAGCCCACUCUUUUGGUUUCCAGCUGGCAAGCGGCCGGGCCGUGCGGACGCGAACCCCCACGCUGCCCCCCAGACCGGGUGGGCUUGUACACGGGCCGUGAGGCUUGCGGCUUCCUCGAGGCCUCUCCGGGGCCCUUCGCGGCCUGUGCGCAGGUCCUGUCCCCCAGGCCUUUUGUCCAAAGCUGUGCCGAGGAGCUGUGCACGGCCGAGGGAGCCCCCCGCGUCCUCUGCCGGGCCCUGGCUGCUUACGCUCGGAGCUGUCAGGCUGCCAACCUCACCGUGGGCACCUGGAGGAGCCAAGCCUUCUGUGCCCCCUCCUGCCCAGAGAACAGCCACUACGAGGCCUGCACCAGCCCCUGCGGGGCCAGCUGCGCGGAUUCCUUGGCUCCGCUCUUCUGCAAGGGGCCGUGCCGGGAGGGAUGCGCCUGCGACGCCGGGCACCUGCUCAGCGCCGGGGCCUGCGUCCCCCAGGCUCGCUGCGGCUGCUCUCUGCAGGGCCGCUACGUCCCCCUGGGGGCCCACGUGCUCCGGGCCGGCUGCGGGCAGAGAUGCGCCUGCGAGGGCCCAGGGCAGCCCGUGCGCUGCUCCCCGCACGCUUGCCAGGCCGGAGACGAGUGCAAGAUGCAGGACGGGGCGUGGGGCUGCCUCCGGGGGGGCGACGGCAGCCUCUGGGUGUCGGGCGACCCUCAUUACCGGACCUUCGACGGCGUGGCCUUCACGGCCCGGGGCGCGUGCCGCUACACGCUGACCCGGAGCUGCAGGGCCCGGCCGUGGCCCCCCGCCUUUGCCGUGCACAUACACAACGAGCACCUCAGCUCCAUCGCCGGGGCCUGGACCAGGCACGUGGAGGUGGACAUGUACGGCCUGAAGAUCGUGAUGGCGGCCAAAGUCCCGGGCAAGGUCCAGGUGAACGGGCUCUGGAGGAAUCUCCCGCUGUACCUGGCCCACAAUCUCGUUCACGCCUACUUCAGCGGCUCGGCCGCGGUGCUGCACACGGACGCCCUCGUCCUGGUCUCCUACGACUGGCAACACUCCGUGUCUGUCACGGUGCCCGAGGCCUACGCGGGCUCCUUGUGCGGCCUGGGCGGGAACUUCAACGGCAACCCCAGAGACGACUUCCGAGGCCCCAACGGCACGGUCCUUGGGGACGCGCACGCCUUCAUCGACAGCUGGAGGGACCCGGGCUCCCCCGUGCACUGCUCCGCCGUGGGCCCGGCGCCCCGCUGCGCCCCCGAGAGGAGGGCCCUCUACGGGUCCCAGACGUUCUGCGGCCUGCUUGGGCUUCCAAAUGGGCCCUUUCGUGCCUGCAGCACGGAGGACGAUGUCCAGAUUCACGUGGAGAACUGCGUCCACGACGUGUGCGCCGCGACGCCCCUGUGUGACGUGCUGCGCAGCUACGCCCAGCAGUGCCAGCUCCUCAAGCGCUCUCUCGGGCCCUGGAGGCAUCUGGCCGGCUGCGUGAUGACCUGUCCCCGCCACAGCCACUAUGAGCUCUGUGGCUCCUCUUGCCCCAACUCCUGUGCUGAGCCUAAUCUGACUGCCAGCUGCCAGACCCCGUGCCAAGAGGGCUGCCAGUGUGACCAGGGCUUUGUGCUGAGUGGCACCGACUGUGUGCUUCCAGCCCAGUGUGGCUGCACCUCGGGUGGCAGAUACUACCUGGCUGGAGAGACCUUCUGGGAAGGGGAGGCCUGCCAGCGUUUCUGCCGCUGCGAUGCCUCCACCCAAGCUGUGCGCUGCUCCCACUCCUCUUGUGGGCCCGGGCAGAGAUGCGGGACUCGGAAGGGCAUCUUUGGCUGCCACCCGCUUGUCCCCCGCACCUGCCAGAUAGUAGGACAAUCACAGUACGUGGCCUUUGACGGGACGACCUAUGCCUUCCCGGGCGCCUGCAGAUACGUCUUCUCCGAGUCGUGCGCUUCCCUGGAGUCCCUGCCCUCCUUCAGGGUGGAAGUCAAGAAGGAGAGCGCCUUAAGUACCCCCACAUCUGUGAUCUCGGAGGUGUUUGUCUCAGUCAACGGGACCCAGAUCCAUCUGCACAGAAAAAGCCCAGGCUUGGUUGAGGUAAGUCCACGUAUAAGCAUCCUCCAUGGACUUAGACUGGCCACUCUCUGCUUUCAUUAUCGCAGUCCCCUGGCUUGCGUUCUUUUCCCACAGGUGGAUGGAGAGACCCUGCGUCUCCCACUGAGCCUCAAUGCUGGCGGCAUCCUCUUGUAUCCAGACGGAUUCUUCUUGACCCUGUGGACAGAUUUUGGAUUGAUGCUCAGUUCCGACCUGGCCUACAGCCUCUUCCUCUCUCUGCCCCCUCGCUUUGAGGGCAACACCUGUGGACUCUGCGGAAACUUCAGCUGGAAUCCCAAGGAGGAGCCCCGGUUCGGAAAGAGCUCCCCGAAGGCUUCCAAGUGGAACAGCAAAGACUGUGAACAUCCUUGCGCUCAUGGCGGCUGCCCAGCCUGCCAGGACCACAAGGCACUUAUUCAGGGAAAGGCCCAGUGCUGGAUCCUGCAGGACCCCAAGGGACCCUUCGCUGCCUGCCACGAAGAGAUCGACCCAGAACCUUAUGUGGGCAGCUGUAUAGAGGACGUGUGCCGGUCCAAGGGCAGCCGCACCGUCCUCUGCCUCUCCGUCCAGACGUACACUGCAGCCUGCCAGAGAGCCAACAUCACCGUGGGCCGCUGGAGGAACGGCUCCUUCUGUGCCUUUGCCUGUCCAACACACAGCAACUAUCACCUCUGCCGAGACCCACACAAGGUCCAGUUCUGUGCCAAGAUUUCUCUGCCGACUCCUGGCAGCCCAGUGUGCUCUGAGGGCUGUUCCUGUCUUGAUGGUUACCUGUGGAAUGGGGAUAGGUGUGUUCUCCCGAAUCAGUGUGGCUGCGAGCAUGAAGGACGCUACUACAAGGUUGGAGAGUUGGUCUGGCUUUCUCAUUGUACCCAUCGAUGCAGCUGUGAUGCUCCUGGGCAAUUCCAGUGUGCUCCAGCCCAGUGUCCUGAAGGGGAGUUUUGUGCCCUGCAGGCUGGGCGGCUGAGGUGUCAGACCCCCAUGGGCACCUGCACAGCCACUGGGGAUCCUCACUACUUCACAUUUGAUGGAGAGGUUGCUCACUUCCAAGGCACCUGUGCCUAUCGAUUGACCCACACGUGUAAUGAGACCUCUUCUCCUGGGGGACUUUCCUUCCAAGUGGAGGCCACCAACAGAAACUUCCAUAGCCGUAAAGUUUCCUUCGUGACCCAUGUGGAGGUGCGGCUCAGUAACAAAGAUUUCAGGGCCCGUGUGGUCUUCGAUCGAGGCCAGCCAGUCAAGGUGAAUGGGCACACAGUCAACCUGCCAAUACAGCUGGGGAGCCAGGCAUGGAUGUGGAAGGAACAUGGCCUGUUGAUGCUCAAAGUAGGAAACGAAUUGGAAGUCCGGUACAAUGGACGAAACACCCUGUUUGUGAGAGUGGGUCGAGUAUACAGGGGCCAUCUGUGCGGCAUGUGUGGCAACUUCAAUGGUGACAAGAAAGACGACAAGCUCCUCCCUAGUGGGAGAACAGCUUCCAAUGAUUCUGACUUUGGAAAUGCCUGGAAGGCGGAUGGCAGCCCAGAUGGCUGCCGGAAAGACAUCCGUGGAGCAGAAUCCUGUCGUGACAGGCACAGGGUGGACCAGCUCUGUGCUGUUCUCUCCAACCGCUCAGGACCCUUUGCUGAAUGCCACUGGCAUGAGAAUCCUGACCCCCAUGUCCAGACCUGUGUGUAUGACCUGUGCCAAUAUGGAAUGGGCAAUCAAAUGCUGUGUGCUGCCCUGGAGGCCUAUGCUGAGCUCUGUGCCCUGCAUAGGGUGAGCCUGCCUGAUUGGAGAAAAAGCCUAGGAUGCAAUGUUUCUUGCCCAGCCAAUAGCUAUUAUGACUUCUGUGGUACCCCCUGCCAAGUCACCUGUGCCAACCUCAAUACCAGCAUCACGUGUACCCGUCCAUGCAUAGCAGGCUGUUUUUGCCAGGACGGAUAUGUUCUAGAGAAUGAAGUCUGCAUCCCCCGGAAUAGUUGUGGAUGUUCUCUGAAUGGACAAUACUACCCCUUGAAGACUGAGUUUCUCAUAGACUCAUGCAGGCAGAAGUGCACGUGUCCGGGUCCAGGACUGACCAUGGAGUGCCACCCCCAUGCCUGUGGGUACAGAAAAGUGUGCCGUCUACUUAAAGGGGUGUGGGGCUGCCACCCUAUGAAGUUUGCGACCAUGUGGCUCUACGGGGACCCCCACCUCCACACUUUUGAUGGGGCUGCUUUCAGUUUCCGGGGAGCCUGUCACGUUGCCCUGGUCCAAACCUGUGGCUCCCACUCCACUCCCUUUGCCAUAUGGCUAAAGGCUGAGCAUCAGUUCUCCACUGUGGCCUCAUGGGCCAAGCAGGUUGAUGUGGAUAUAGGAGGAGAGAGGUUCUCCCUUCUGGCUGGACAACACGAGACGAUCCAGGUGAAUGGAUCUCAGACGAAUCUGCCUCUGGUGCUGCCUGGUGGGAAACUCCAUGCCUUUUCGAGUCCUUCUGGGGUUGUGCUCCAGUUUCACUUUGGCCUCUCUGUUGCCUUUGAUGAGUUUCGCUCCCUGUGGGUAUCCGUUCCUGAGACUUAUGCUGGUGCCCUCUGUGGUUUGGGUGGGGAUUUCAAUGGGAAUCCCACGGAUGACUUCCGGGGCCCUGAUGGAACACUGAUCCCUGAUACGGACACAUUUGCCAACAGCUGGAGGGACCCGGGAUUUACUAAUCACUGCUCUGUGCUGGGCUCCACUCUGCAGUGCCCACCAGAGAAAGAAGCCCAAUACAGGUCCCAGACUUCCUGUGGCCUGCUUAAAGCCCAGGAUGGGCCAUUCUCUGCGUGUCACAAGGGGCCUGAUGCCCAGAUCCACAUAGAGAACUGCAUUCAUGAUGUCUGUGCCAGCAAUGGUUCCCUGGAGAUCCUAUGUGAUGUGCUGGGAAGCUAUGCCCAGCAGUGCCAGAGAAGUGGGCUCUCGAUCCAGCCCUGGAGGCAUCUGGUGGGAUGUGUGAUGACCUGUCCCCGCCACAGCCACUAUGAGCUCUGUGGCUCCUCUUGCCCCAACUCCUGUGCUGAGCCUAAUCUGACUGCCAGCUGCCAGACCCCGUGCCAAGAGGGCUGCCAGUGUGACCGGGGCUUUGUGCUGAGUGGCACCGACUGUGUGCUUCCAGCCCAGUGUGGCUGCACCUCGGGUGGCAGAUACUACCUGGCUGGAGAGACCUUCUGGGAAGGGGAGGCCUGCCAGCGUUUCUGCCGCUGCGAUGCCUCCACCCAAGCUGUGCGCUGCUCCCACUCCUCUUGUGGGCCCGGGCAGAGAUGCGGGACUCGGAAGGGCAUCUUUGGCUGCCACCCGCUUGUCCCCCGCACCUGCCAGAUAGUAGGACAAUCACAGUACAUGGCCUUUGACGGGACGACCUAUGCCUUCCCGGGCGCCUGCAGAUACGUCUUCUCUGAGUCGUGCGCUUCCCUGGAGUCCCUGCCCUCCUUCAGGGUGGAAGUCAAGAAGGAGAGCGCCUUAAGUACCCCCACAUCUGUGAUCUCGGAGGUGUUUGUCUCAGUCAACGGGACCCAGAUCCAUCUUCAGAAAGGAAAUCCAGGGCUAGUUCAGGUUAAUGGGGCUGCUUUCACCCUGCCACUGAGCCUCAAUAUGGGCGACGUUCUCCUGUACCAGGAUGGGUUCCACUUAACGCUGCAGACAGACUUUGGGCUGAUGCUCACUUCUGACCUGGCCUACAGCCUCUUCCUUACCCUGUCCCCAAAUUACCUGGGUCACACUUGUGGGCUCUGCGGGAACUUCAAUGGGGAUGCUCAUGAUGACUUCUGGCCCUUUCGAGGUUCCCACACGGGGAACCCAGCGACUUACUCUGCCUCUAAAUGGAAGCCCGACGCUGAUUGUAAAGACAGUUGUGCCGGCAGCUGUCCAGCAUGCAUGGCACCGGAACGGCUGGUGCCAGCCAAGGCCCAGUGCUGGAUCCUCCAGGACCCCCGGGGGCCCUUCUCCUCCUGUCACAUGGAGGUUGACCCAGAGCCCUUUGCCUCUGCCUGUGCCAAUGACCUCUGCCUCUCCACGGGGAACAACCGUGUCUUGUGCCUUUCCAUCCAGACUUAUGCUGCUGCCUGUCAGCGAGCAAACGUCACCAUCAGAGCCUGGAGGAGCUCCUCCUUCUGUGCUCCCCGAUGUCCCCACCACAGCCACUACGAACUCUGUGCCUGCCCUCGCCACCGCUCAUGCCCUGGCUCUGAGCUUAAAUGCGGGCUCCUGUGUGCUGAGGGCUGCGUCUGUGAUGAUGGGCACCUGCCCCAGGGUAACGGCUGCAUCCCAGCCCCAGAGCAUGGCUGUGGCCACCAAGGUCGGCAUUGCCUCGUGAGUCUCUGGGAAAGGAGCAGCCCAGCACCCCCAAACUGGGCUGCCUCAUGCACCAGAACUAUUAAACACAGAUCAGAGCUUCAGAGCUAAACACAGGCUCGGUCCAUCUCCAUUUUAAAGAGAGGAAGACUGAGGCUAAGAGGUGAAGUCUCUCUCUGCAGGUCACAAAAGUGGCUAAGUAACAGGGCUGGCGUUCCAGCAAGGGCCCUGUGACCCCACCCUACCACACUUCUCCCCAGUCUCUAGGCUGUCUAGCAGGGCAUUCAUACUCAGAAUCCAAGCAGCCAGGCCUUGCCACCCUCAAAAGUCUUUAUUAUGCACCACCCGGUGCCCCUGGCUGUUUGCCAGGCAGGCCUGACUGACUCCCGUCUCUGUCCUCUCUGAAUAGGCUCCGGGUAGAGGCCGGCUCUUUCCUUAACCCCAGAUGCCACCGCAGAACUAGCCAGACAAGUUCUCCUGUCCUCCCUUAGCCCCAGCCCUCAACAGGCCAGGACCUCCUUGCUUGGGGGGAACCAUCUGUCUGGAGGAGAAGCCUCGAAACAGGGCUCUCAUUGAGUUAUCUCUUACAACCAACCACUAUGAAGGCAAGCAGGGCUGGUCCUCCUUACCCCAUCUGACCCAUGAGGACCAAGCUCAGAGAAAGGUCCAUCAUCUGUCUAGCUUGAGAGCAACAGAGCCAAACCUGGCAUCACAUCGUCUGCGCCCCCUCCUGCACCGUUUGCUCCUUCCCUUUGGGCUGCCACUUCCCUUUCUUCCUAUAGGAGCUGAGCCCCGGGGAUGCUGCUGAGCUGCUGUGGAGACCUCGGAGUAGCCAUAUCUGUCUAUGGAGGAACCGCACAGACCAGAUCUGAACCCAGUCCAUCCAGAGCUCAGAAAAUGGGAACCUGACAGCAUCCUCCACCCAGCAUCCCCCAACCAAACCUCUCCUACAAUUCAACUGAGUCAUGCUGGAAACCUGAGCCCAAGCAUCUUCCCAGGCCAGACAUCUGGCCAUCACCCAAAGGCUAAGAGGGAAGAGCUGUUGGUUAGAUAGCUCUUUUGGCUCCCAAAGGCUUGGGGGGGUGGGGAAUCGGAGAAUAAAAGCAACAGCAGACGCUCA